AUGCACACCGCGUUGUUCGUCCUUGCCUUGAUUGUGGAUCUUGCUGCGUGUGCCUUUGGCCUGGACAACUCGACCAACAACUCGACCACAGACACCAUCGCGGCGAGCGUCGAGACCGACCAGAGUGCGGUGGCCCAGUGGCAAGUCACGUUCGAAGACCACUUUGACCACUUGGACUUGACCAAGUGGCAAGUAUACCACGAAUGCUCGACCCACCACGACUGCAUCCACAACGACGAGAAGCAAGUGUACCUGCGCGAUCAAGUGUACGUCGACAACGGCCACCUCGUGCUGGAAGCGUCCAACGUGUCGCACUAUUCGCCCGCGUCCGGGGAGCGCCACUUUCGAUCGGCCAAGCUCGACACAGCAACGUCGUUUAGCCAGCGCUUUGGCAAGUUUGAAGCGCGCAUCCGACUGCCCCGUGGAGCGGGGAUGUGGCCGGCGUUCUGGCUCAUGCCAAAGGGGGGGCAGUGCUGGCCCAUGGACGGCGAGAUCGACAUCGUCGAGUAUGUCGGGCAAACCCCCCAAACGAUCUACGCGUGCAAUGCAAAUCGACACUACGACCCGGACGUGUGCGGUCCCACCGGUGGCGCCAGGAGCGAUGGCUCGUUGUCCGAUGACUUCCACGUGUACUCUGUCGUGUGGACCCCGUCUUCCAUCGCGUGGUACAUGGACGGCCAAGAAUUCUACCGCCUGCCCCCCACGCGUGGUUGCCGCCGCCCGUCGUCGCUUUUUCUUCCGUCCAAGCCGUUCUACCUCAUUCUCAACUUUGCCGUGGGGGGGACGUGGCCAGGGGAGCCGACUGCCGCCACAACGUUUCCCCAGCGGAUGGUGGUGGACUACGUCAAAGUGUUCCAGCGUAAGCACGUCCCAUCGCAAAUGCCAAUCUUGUUGCACACGUGA
This is a messenger RNA of Aphanomyces invadans, 903 nucleotides long. RefSeq lists its product as hypothetical. Lineage: Eukaryota; Oomycota; Saprolegniomycetes; Saprolegniales; Verrucalvaceae. The record is from RefSeq and is a predicted model, not a curated record. Gene Ontology annotation, biological process: carbohydrate metabolic process. The transcript has 4 exons. Gene Ontology annotation, molecular function: hydrolase activity, hydrolyzing O-glycosyl compounds. Bases 1 to 903 code for a protein of 300 amino acids.